AUGCUACGACGAUGCUUGCUCGCGGCGCUUGCGCUGGCGAGCCUGUAUUGGCUGCUGCGCGCGCCUGAGCAGGAUAGAGUGGAGCGCCGUGUGAUUGCAGUGGCAGACUUGCACGGCGACUAUGCACAUGCGAUCAAUGUGCUGCGAGAGACGCGCGUCAUUGGACAAGACGACACGAACUGGAUCGCCGGGAGCGACGUGCUGGUCAGUACGGGUGAUACUGUGGACCGUGGCGACGAUACGAUUCGCUUGUAUCAAUUAUAUGCGUCCUUGCGCAAGCAGGCACACAAGGCCGGCGGCCAAGUAAUCAAUUUGUUGGGCAAUCACGAGAUGAUGAAUGCGUUGAUGGACUGGCGGUAUGUCACGCAGGGCGAUAUUGCGUCGUUUGGCGGCGUGCAAGCGCGCAGAGCGGCCAUGAGUGUGGACGGAUGGAUCGGCAAAGAAUGGCUCGAUGCAUACAAUGUCACUGCGCGUAUCGAGCUCUUGCCGGCCACGGGCUCGUUCAAGCCUAAAGCCAUGUCGUUUGUGCAUGGCGGCAUCACGCCGCAUUGGGCCAAGCGUGGGAUUGAUGCAAUCAAUACGGUGGGCCGUUCGUUUCUUUACAAGGCGCUUGCCGAUUCGGAGCCGGACGGGUAUGCACCGUCAAACGUGACAAAAGAGGAGAUGGCCGUGUACAAUAGCGAGGGGCCGUUUUGGUACCGCGGAUAUGCUGAGCCAGAGACCAAGGCGCUCUGUCGUCGGGCUUCAGAAGCGUUGAAAGCGAUGGAUGCGCAAUUCAUGGUCAUGGGACAUACGCCACAGUACGAUGGAUUUGCGGAGCGGUGCGACGCGCAGGUGCUAAUUAUCGAUACGGGAAUUAGUUCGUAUUAUGGCGGAAAGCAAAGUGCGUUGGUCGUGCACUCGAGAGGCGUGCAUCAGUCGAAGCAGUACACUGUUACAUAUACUUUCUGGCAGCAUCGUGUGGGCGAGCAGCCUGUGCAGCUUAGCCUUAUCACGGAGCAUGAAUCGCUGGGUUAG
Malassezia vespertilionis is the source of this 1017-nucleotide messenger RNA. RefSeq lists its product as uncharacterized. Lineage: Eukaryota; Fungi; Basidiomycota; Malasseziomycetes; Malasseziales; Malasseziaceae. Gene Ontology annotation, molecular function: hydrolase activity. The record is from RefSeq and is a predicted model, not a curated record. The coding region runs from base 1 to 1017 and encodes 338 amino acids. The transcript has a single exon.